AUGAUUGAGAGUGUAUCUCGGCGUGCCUUUAGUAGUUCCAGUGGUACAUACAACGUGCGAGCAUCGGAACUCGCGAGAGAACGAAAGUUAAACAUAUUCAAUGUCACUGUGCUGUUUUUGGAUGACACCCAGCAAUCCUUCCAAAUCGAGAAAAAAGCAAAAGGCAGUGUUCUACUUGAGUUAGUGUUCCAGCAUCUAGAACUCGUGGAAAAGGAUUAUUUUGGUUUGCAGUUCACUGAAAAUGGAUCGCCACCAAGUGCAACAAAUACAGAGAUAACGCGUUGGCUCGACAGCAGCAAGUCAGUCAAGAAGCAAGUUGGUGUUAACGCACAGUUCUGGUUAGCUGUUAGAUUCUAUCCCCCAGAACCCUGCCGGCUCGCUGAGGAGUUCACGAGAUAUCUGCUCUGUCUACAAUUAAGGAAGCUUUUGCUCGAUGGGAGAAUGACAGCACCCAGAAACACUGCACUCUUACUCGCUUCGUUUACUGUGCAGGCUGAACUAGGAGACUAUAACACCACAGAGCACACAAACAGCUACCUCUCCGAAUUGUGUCUCUUGCCCAAACAAAGUGCGGAAGACGAGCGUCGUAUUCGUGAGCUGCACAAGUUGCACAAAGGCCAGUCGCCAGCUGAUGCAGAAGCCAAUUUCUUGGAGCACGCUAAGAGGCUGGAUUGCUAUGGUGUAGAGUCACAUCCUGCUAAGGACUACAACGGAAAGGAUAUAUUGAUUGGCGUGACGUCCAUCGGUAUAGUCGUCUUUCAAAAUAACAUACGAGUGAAUACGUUCUCUUGGAGUAAAAUCGUAAAGAUUUCCUUCAAGAAGAAGCAAUUCUUCAUUCAAUUGAAACGGGAACUAUCUGAAUCCUACGACACGGUAUUAGGGUUCAACAUGCGUUCCGGUCGAGCGGCGAAAGCCCUCUGGCGCUGUAGCGUCGAACGGCACGGUUUCUUCAGACUUCGGGCUCCGCGACGCAGACCUCUGUUAGGUGCCCUCGGAGCACUAGCGGGCGUUACUGCCCCAACUGUUGCGAGAACCGAAACACAAGCUUUGGAGGAUGCUAGACGGUCCCGGUCGAGCAAUAGGAGUUUUGUUAGACGCAGUAGCUCCCGCAACCGCGAUCGCUCUGCGGGGGCUUCCCCUGCACUAGUUUUGAAUUCUACCGCUAGAGGCUCUCGCGUUACUGGCCAUGAAGAGCCAUUACCAAGACAGGCAUGGAGUGAUACACUGCCAAUCGAGAACGACGAUAGUGAUGGGGGCUUCUUAGAGCGUUCUCUGGCUCUACGCGUACCCUUAUCAUACGUGGACGAAUCAGAAUCCGAGUCCCCUGCAGAACCGGAGCCGGACGCGACAGAGGGCGCUGUAUGCGUUCGCUUGACAGCUGGUCCGGACGGACGAUUUGGCUUCAAUGUACGCGGAGGUGGUAAUAAUACGCCUGUACUUGUGUCCCGGGUUGCCCCGCGUACGAGGGCACACUUGCAAGAAGGGGAUCAGGUCAUUGCAAUAAAUGGCAAAGAUGUAGAUGAGAUGACACACGAACAAGUCGUGCAGAUGAUUAGGAAUACCAAAGGGGUUCUUACGUUACUGGUUAAGCCUAAUGCUGUAUAUGAGCCAGAAGAUACAGGCCCAGAGGAACCGGCUGUAUGUUUUGUCCCUCUCGGCUCCGGGCAAUUCGAGGGAGACGCCUUAGAACAAUCUAUGCUGUUGCUAGGCGACGGGCUGGCGAGUGGGGCAGCACUCAGACAAUAUGAAACUCUUUUAAGACGUCUCCCGGAAGAGUCUAUAGCGGUGGCCAAACUUCCAAAUAACCUCAAUAAGAAUAGAUACAGGGACAUUGCGCCUUACGAUUCAACUCGAGUCAUCUUGAAAAAUGGACCGAGUGGAGAUUAUAUAAAUGCGUCUUAUAUUAAUAUGGAGAUCCCGAACUCUGACCUCGUGCUGACAUAUAUUGCUACUCAAGGUCCUCUAGCAUCAACGGUUGGCGAUUUCUGGCAAAUGGUCUGGGAGAGCGAAAGCAGCCUGAUAGUGAUGCUAACUGUUUUGGCGGAACGCGGUCGUGCCAAGUGCCACCAAUAUUGGCCCAAGGUUGGCACCACGCCACUCAAAGCCAACUCACUCACCGUCCUUACAAAUAGCGAACAGAAUCUCGGUCACUAUGUGAGGAGGGAAAUGGUUAUGAAGGACAACAGUGGAGCCAGCCGUAACGUCACUCAGUUGCAAUACACAGCAUGGCCCGACCAUGGCGUGCCCGAGGAUUCAACAGCUUUCAUUAACUUCACACGCCUCUGUUCACAAUUAAGGAACCAUAGAGCUGUUAUACCAACCGUAGUAGAAGAAAUGGCAGACGAAGAGCGAAUCCUAGAACCGCCAAUGAUCGUGCACUGCUCGGCCGGUGUCGGUCGUACUGGAGCUUUAAUAUUAGCUGAGACAGCGCUCGAACUGCUCGCAACACGACAGCCUCUCUACCCGCUUGAUCUCGUCCGAACGAUGAGGACACAGCGGCCUAUGUGUAUUCAGAAUGCUAGCCAAUACAAGUUCGUGUGCGAGAGUAUCCAAUCAGCGUACUCCCAGGGCUUGUCCACGCCACCAGACCCAGCCAACUGA
Molecule: messenger RNA, 2601 nt
Organism: Leptosia nina
Lineage: Eukaryota; Metazoa; Arthropoda; Insecta; Lepidoptera; Pieridae
Source: the annotation of a GenBank genome assembly